CUCCUUUCUUCUCUCCCGGAGGGAGGAGGCGCAGUCUGGCUGGCUGGCGAGCGCCUCUCCGCUUCUGCCGCCGCGCCUUCCGGACCAGCCGCCGUCGGGAAAGGCAGCGACGCCGCAGGCCGCGGGAGCCCCCCUCAAGGACCGGCUGCCGCUUCUCCUCCUCCGCCGCCUCCGCCCUCCCCUCCCUUCCUCCGGCUGGGCCAGGCCUGCCCUCGGCAGGUUCUUCCUCUGCUUGUGUGAAAUACCUGCAGUCCAAAUAUGGCAGCAAAUAAGCCCAAAAGUCAAAAUUCUUUGGCUCUGCACAAAGUCAUCAUGGUAGGCAGUGGAGGUGUAGGAAAAUCUGCGUUAACUCUGCAGUUCAUGUAUGAUGAGUUUGUGGAAGACUAUGAACCCACCAAGGCAGACAGCUACAGGAAAAAAGUAGUCCUUGAUGGAGAAGAAGUCCAAAUAGAUAUAUUGGAUACAGCAGGACAGGAAGAUUAUGCUGCAAUUAGAGACAACUACUUCCGAAGUGGAGAGGGUUUUCUCUGUGUGUUCUCAAUUACAGAGCUUGAAUCUUUUGCAGCUACAGCUGACUUCAGAGAGCAGAUUUUAAGAGUAAAAGAAGAUGAGAAUGUUCCAUUUUUGCUAGUUGGUAACAAAUCAGAUUUGGAAGAUAAAAGGCAGGUUUCUGUAGAAGAAGCAAAAAACAGAGCUGAUCAGUGGAAUGUUAACUAUGUGGAAACAUCAGCUAAAACACGGGCUAAUGUUGACAAGGUAUUCUUUGACUUGAUGCGAGAAAUUAGAGCAAGAAAGAUGGAAGACAGCAAAGAGAAGAAUGGGAAAAAGAAAAGAAAAAGUCUAGCCAAGAGGAUCAGAGAAAGAUGUUGCAUUUUAUAAUCAAAGCUCCAAACUCUUUUCAUAUUUUGACCAUUAUAAUAAAAUCCAUAACCAAUAAGCAUGCCAUUUGAAGGCUCCAAUGACUGAAAUUACUUUUAACAGUUUGGGAAUUGUAGGGUACCACUUAAAGCAUGAAUUGGGACAGUACUGAAAGUAUUUCACUGAAAGUUUUUAAUGCGGUUUCAAGAGAAGCAGAAUUCAGCCCAUUUCAUAAUUUACUGCCUCUUUUCAUGGUUCUUCUGAAUGUAAAAUAUUUUCCAUGGGCAGUCUGUCCUGAACUGUAAACAAAACAUUACUUUCUAUGGCUUCUCCUAAAGUGUACACUUUUAUAUCACCAAAUCUUCACUUUUGUCUUCUACUGCCUUGAAAACUACUGUGGUGGUCAAAACUAAGCAAAGGUAGUGUGACUUUUUUUGUUGUUAUAAGAUUAUGCAAAUUAGAGAAGAGAAUGGCUCAAUUCUCUGAUGCUUCUAUUGGGAGUCCUUUAUACAUGGAAUUAGCUUAGAAAAUGGUAUAUGGACUCAUAUGAGGAUAUCUGAAUAUGCCUUAUUUAAAAAAAACUAAAUUUUUUAGCAUAGUCACGGAUAUAACUUCAUCGAGGUGUCAGCAUCACUAUGAAAUUAUAUCCUUAUGAUAGAGUGCAGUUUGUGAGUAAUCUUGCAAACGAGUUGUUUGCUAGCAGUGUCUCUGAUCAGAAAAGUGUGCCAUACUCUGGAUCUUGAAAGCAAUCCAGAGCAUACUGUUACUUGUGAUUUAGUGAAAGAGCUCAGACUGAAAGGGCCGACAUAUCCACGUACGUCUGACAUUUAGAUUUAAAUGUGAAGAGGGUGCAGCACACUUCAGUCUGAACUGAACAUGUCGUCUUAAUAUGCAGACAUUUGGAAACUGGCAAUUACUUAAUGCCUAGAAACUUGGAACGGCUAUUUCCCUAGUGCUGGAGAUGCAAUGUGAAUUUUCAGUCUUCUUGAAUGAGAUCAUCUUAGCGAUAUCUGGAAAAUGCUGACAACCUCAGUUUCCCUUCCUUACGAUCCUCAUUCUAAGCCUUUGAGAACGUGGUGUAGUGAUGCUAAAGUUGUUGUAAUGUUAUCUGUUCAUUUCUUAAUGGGAAAAGCAUUUUGACUACUUCUUGCUAGUUAAUAUUGAACAAUCACCCUACUUUCUUGCACAGGAAGAUUUACAGUGUGCUUCCAAAAUCCCUCUUCCAUACAUUGAAAACAUGUUGUCAUCAAAAUUCUAACGUAUUUGAAAAUACUAGCACAAUGUUAGUAUGUGGAAUUGAAUUAAAGAUGUUAGUUUCUUUUUGAGGCUUUGAAGCCUUUUUGGAGGAAAGUUAGAUCAGUUCCAAAAAUUUACCUUUUAUAUACCUGUGUAAACUCAAACUGACAGUUGGAAGUAUGUCUGAGUAAACUAGACAACACGUGUAUUUAACAUGCUAACAUGUAGACAUUAGGAACAUGGCUCUCUAGAAAACAUUCUUGUUAAUAUUUAUCAAGGAAUUUUUGUAUGUACAUUCUCCAGUAGAGGCUACCAUGUGCAGAGAAUUAGUUCUUGAUGUGCCUGGCCAAGCAGGUUGGUCCUCAUUUUAGUAUGUAUUCGUUUUCAGUCUGUUUAACCAGGGAGUUUAACCACUAACAUUGUGAUGUUGUUUGUGUAAUGGGAACCAAGGUGUUAUGAAGCCAAUGGACACACAGAAGCAAUUGUCGUAGGCUGAUGCCUUAUCAGAUUCUUUUUAUUUGCUAUUUGAGCCAUUGACUAUGAAUAAAACUUUCUUUUUUAAAAAA
This is a messenger RNA of Eublepharis macularius, 2660 nucleotides long. It is a transcript of the gene RALA, whose product is annotated as RAS like proto-oncogene A. Gene Ontology annotation, molecular function: GTPase activity; GDP binding; GTP binding. The transcript is spliced from 5 exons. NCBI's taxonomy places the organism in Eukaryota, Metazoa, Chordata, Lepidosauria, Squamata, Eublepharidae. The record is from RefSeq and is a predicted model, not a curated record. Gene Ontology annotation, cellular component: plasma membrane. Gene Ontology annotation, biological process: Ras protein signal transduction; regulation of exocytosis. The coding region runs from base 259 to 879 and encodes 206 amino acids.